CUAAAUAAGACAAGAAUUCAAACUUUCGGUGCAGAUGUGGCAAAAAUAAAUUUAAAAUUUUGAUAAUUUUUUUUUUCUAGUUUAACAACGGAUUUAGCUUACUGAGGUCGCUGUUGUCGAGAUAUUCAUGUGCGUUUUCGUUUAAAGAGUAAAACAAGCUAACCUUUAAAGUGAAACACCGUUAGGUAAAAUAAUAUUUCAAUUCAUUAAUAAAAACUGCGAGAAGUUUUUAAUUUUAUUUAUAAUUCUGAAAGUGAAUAAAAAAGUUUCGUAAUUGUUUUCAAAAUGUACACAUUCCAACCGUAUGUUUUUACUGAAAAUUCUCCUAAUGGUAUUGCAAAACCUAAAGGAAGAAUGCUGUCAAGAAUACGGUGUGAUGGUAAAAAUUUGUAUAUUUACGCAGGCGUGGAUCCAACGGUUGUUGUGGGUAUUCAAGAUGAAUUAUCUGAUCCUUCAUUUGACGCAUCACUGUCUGACUUUCGUGAUAUCUGGGUGUACAAUUUAGCUGGACAACAAUGGAGAUUAAUGAGAAAUGAUAGUAAUUUACCAGAUCAUAAAGAUAUCAUUUUUGGUAGUAUUUUUGAAUCAAAUUAUUUAGUCAGUUGGACAAUAAGAGCACCAUUAAAUGACGAACUUUCCAGUCGCAAAUGCCGAUUACAUAUUUAUGAUUUAAAUACCGAAAGUGCGCUUGCCCGAAAGACAACUGGACAAAUUUCACCUUCAUUUUCACUUAAUUCCAUUCGUCAUGGAAAAUAUUUGUAUACUGUGGGUAUCGCAAGAGAACUUGGUGAAUUUUCCGAUGUAUGUAAAUUAAAUAUGGAAAAUCUUGUAUGGGAAAUAGUUUAUAUCUGUCAAGGAGUUGAUGCCAAUGAACCAACUGGUAGAGUAGGUCAAACUUUAGUUCAUGAUAACAAUAUGAUUUAUAUAUUUGGUGGGGUGGUAGAUGGUUCUGGACUGAAUCCAUCUUCUUUUGGCCAAAUAUCGGCGUUUGAUUUAGAAAAGUGCUGCUGGAAAAUAGUAAACACUCAUGGUGAUGAAAAUCACAUACCGCAGUAUCCAUCUGAAAGAGAUUAUUUUGGGGUAACGAGUUACGCUGACCCGGAUUCUGGUGAAAUACAUGUGGUAAUAUCUGGAGGAAUGGUUAAUAAUCUUAGAGAUACCUUCAAUGAUGUCUGGAGAUUGAAUCUUACAAGUUUAAAAUGGACGUGUCUUGAAAGAUUUGGUACUGCCUUGCCUUGUCCCGUUAAUAAUCAUUCAAUGACCGUUUCUCCUGCAGGAAAGUUAUCCACAUUCGGUGGAUAUAUUUUCAAUAAUGAUACGGAACAACCAUCCUGUAUUUCUACUUUACACUCAACUUGGCUCAGGAUUCCCAAACUCACAGACAUUUGCUGGGAAGCCGUUUUCCAUUACUACCCAAACUUGAAAGCAAUGACCGAUAAAGAAAUUAUGUCCCUCGGCCUUCCAUUGCAAUUACUCAAGUCGCGUAUUUAUUAAUUAAAUAUUUAUAAGUAAUUUGAUUGUAUUCAUUUUAAUAUUUAUAACACACUAGCAUUUAAAAUUAUAAUGGUCAUACAUUCAUGAAAAUUGCUGAAAAAUCGUGUCAGAGUUAAGUACGGAUGUUUUUGUAUUCAAAAAUUUAUUAUAUAAACAUUUAAGAUAAACAAUUCAAUAGUUAAAUUAUUUUCAAAGUUAACUGUUUUUGUUUUUUACAAUAAUUUUUUUUACAAAAUGUCACUAAAAAAUUUACUGUUAUUGUUUUUAUUAUCUAUUUAUUCAUAUCAUUACUUAGACAGUUUAUUUUUAAUUUAUAUAAAAAAUUAUCUUUUUUUUUUCUUAAUUACCAUUUUUCAUAGCCCUGACGGUUUUGAAUCACCGUGGAAACACCGUGGAAUCCACCGUGUUUUCACUCCCAGGGUGAUUCAAAACCGCCAGGGUGGAAACGAAAACGACCCAUUCUAUCCCGAGAAUGAACGCUUGUAAACAUCUAGAUAAACAAAAUGUUCGUGAUGACGAUUCUGUCCAAUAAACUUCUGUCUCAAUGGCACCUACUCGCCUGUGAAUACACACCCUUGUAUUUAUGAAUUAAAGAUAAUAAAUUACAGCAGUGACAUUAAUAAAUAAUUUAUUGACUUCAACAAUUAAAUUUCCAGUUUUUGCCGAUUACCCGCCGAAAUUUGAUUUACUGAGGUCGCUGUCGUCGAGAUAUUAAUGUGCGUCAUAUAAAAAGUAAAACGAGUUAACCUUUCAACUGAUACACUAAAAAGUAACGCAAGUUACUUGAAAUAAAGUUUUAAUUUAUCAAUGAAAAUUGCAUGAGUUUUUUAAUUUUAUUUAUUAUUUAAAAAAUUCAUAAAAAAGUUUUAUAAUUAUUUUAAAAAUGUACGUAUUUAAGCCGCAUGUUUUUACUGAACAUUCGCCGCAUAGUAUUGCGAAACCUCUAGGAAGAAUGAAAUCGAAGAUACGAUGUGACGGUAAAAAUUUAUAUAUUUACAGCGGUGAAGAUCCGAAUUCUGUUGAACAUCGAGAUGAAUCGGGUAAUAUUUUAUUCUUCACAUCAAAACCAGAAUUUCGGGAUAUCUGGGUGUACAAUCUAGCUAGACAACAAUGGAGAUUAAUGACAAUUGACAGUAAUUUACCUGAUAGUAAUGAUUUCAUUUGUGGUACUAUUUUUGAAUUGAAUUAUUUAGUUAUUUGCACAAUACAAAGGCCUUCUAAUCUCGAACCGUCAAGCCGCAACUGUCGGUUACACAUAUGUGAUUUAAACACCAAAAGUGUACUUGUCCAGGGGACAACUGGACAAAUUCCAUCUCCUACAUUUGCAAACAAUUUAAUUCGUCAUGGAAAAUAUUAUUAUACUGUCGGAAUCACAAGAAUUGAUGAAGACUUUUCCGAUGUAUAUAAAUUAAAUACGGAAAACGGUGUAUGGGAAGUUGAUUAUAUCUGUCGAAAACGCGAUUACUAUAGACAAGAUAGUAAAUCAAGUCAUACUUUAGUUUAUGGUAACAAUAUGAUAUAUAUAUUUGAUGGUGAUACUGAUGAUUCCGCCUUUGAUGUAUUUUCUUUUGUCAAAAUUUUGGCGUAUGAUUUAAAAAAGCGCUGCUGGAAAAUGCUUGACACUCAUGGUGAUGAAAAUCACAUACCGCAGUAUCCAACUGAAAGAAAAGACAUCGGGGUGACAAGUUACACUGAUCCAGAUUCUGAGGAAAUAAAUGUAAUAAUAUCUGGAGGAACAAAUUGUGAUGAUAAUGCUUUGAAUGAUGUCUGGAGAUUGAAUCUCACGAGUUUAAAAUGGACGUGUCUUGAGAGAUUUGGUACUGUCUUACCUUGUCACAUUGAUAGUCAUUCAAUGAAAGUUUCUCCUGCUGGAAAAUUAUUCACAUUUGGUGGAUAUAUUUUUAAUAAUGAUACGCAACAAGGACUUUGUUUAUCUACUUUACACUCAAGUUGGCUCAGGAUUCCCAAACUCACAGAUAUUUGUUGGGAAGCUGUUUUCCAUUACUAUCCAGGCUUGAAAUCAAUGACUGACAAAGAAAUAAAGUCACUCGGUAUACCGCCACACUUCCUCAAGUCCCGUAUUAAUUAAGAAAGUAUAUAUAAGAAAAUGAUAUGUAUUCAUUUUAAUAUUUAUAACUUACUAGCAUUUAAAAUUAUAUAGUUCAUAAAUUCAUUUGAAAUCAUCUUCAAAGUUGACUGUUACUAAUUUAUAAUAAAAAAUGUACUAAAAAAAUUAAUUUCUUGUUUUUUUAUUC
Molecule: messenger RNA, 3749 nt
Organism: Microplitis mediator
Lineage: Eukaryota; Metazoa; Arthropoda; Insecta; Hymenoptera; Braconidae
Product: kelch domain-containing protein 10 homolog
Exons: 5
Coding region: 286-1494 (402 amino acids)
Biological process (GO): positive regulation of stress-activated MAPK cascade
Molecular function (GO): protein binding
Source: RefSeq, a predicted model, not a curated record